Messenger RNA from Plasmodium malariae, 378 nucleotides. It is a transcript of the gene URM1, whose product is annotated as ubiquitin-related modifier 1, putative. The coding region runs from base 1 to 378 and encodes 125 amino acids. Gene Ontology annotation, biological process: protein urmylation; tRNA thio-modification. Gene Ontology annotation, molecular function: protein tag activity. The transcript has a single exon. Gene Ontology annotation, cellular component: cytoplasm; nucleus. NCBI's taxonomy places the organism in Eukaryota, Apicomplexa, Aconoidasida, Haemosporida, Plasmodiidae. The record is from RefSeq and is a predicted model, not a curated record.
AUGAAAAUAAAAAUAGAAUUAAAAUUUUUGGGAGGAUUAGAAAGCUAUUUAGAGAACAAGUCCAAAAACGUUGUAUCACUUGAAAUAGAAUCAGAUGAAUUUAAUUUUGAAAAUUUAAUUGCCUACAUAAGGAAUAACAUAAUUGUAGAAAGAAAGGAUGUUUUUUCUGAUUUUGUGAUAAGCGAUAAUGCGAAAUUUUGUAAAGUGAUGGUUGAUGAUAGGGAAUACUCUAAUUAUAAUUUAAAUGAUAAGGCAAAAAUAAAACCAGGAGUAAUUGUGUUAGUUAAUGAAUAUGACUGGGAAAUUUUAGAUACUUAUUCCUACAAAAUUAAAAAUGAUGACAAAAUAUGUUUUCUAUCAACUCUGCAUGGAGGUUGA